Molecule: messenger RNA, 360 nt
Organism: Bipolaris zeicola 26-R-13
Lineage: Eukaryota; Fungi; Ascomycota; Dothideomycetes; Pleosporales; Pleosporaceae
Exons: 1
Source: RefSeq, a predicted model, not a curated record
GAGAUGAGAGAGUGUGAGAAGAUUGCGGGGAGAAGAGAGGUGGGAGGGGUGAGAAACUUUGUUUGGUCCCUGUUUCUCAUGUUGCGUGUGUAUGUGUGUGUAUGGAUUAUGUGGAUUACUUUUUUUUGUGAAAGGGACUCUUCCUCACAGACACACACGUCAAUAUGGCGUGUUGUAAAACGGCCGACCGAACGGAUUACUACUCGGGGGAAUAUGUACAGGGGUGAUGAGAGGGGCCCAAAUCUCCACCCUAGAAUUGGGGAGAGUGGGGGGGGGUCCUACUUUGCUGCCUAUAUCAAAAUGAAGUUUUUUUCUUCUUUCCACUUUCUAUUCGCGAAGAAAAAAGAGCCGGCGCAAUGA